GCUAUCAGCUCCGGCUGUCCGUAUCGGCUGGCCGGCUCCGCGUAUCGGUCCGCCGGCGUCCGGACGGUGCUCUCCCGUCGUGGAGGCGUGGAGUGUAUCGCUCGCUGCUGCUCCCGUGGUGGGUGUGUACUGUGUAAAGUGCGCCGACGGGCCACAGUUACUCCCGUUGUAGGGGUGUGGAAUGUAAAGUGCGCCGGUGUAUCACCACCAACACCCACUACUGACUACAACUACUGCUCAGGAGUAUGGCGGAUGAGCGCGAUGCGGCGCCGCUGACUCCGCUGAAUGAGGACGCGUCAGAGUAGCCGGGCGCGCGCCACCAAGCCGCCGCGCGCGGCUCCCGCGGCCGCCCGGCGCGCCUCGGCAGGCCGCUCGCGCCGGCCGGCGCUGCUGGCGAGCCGUGCACCCCCGCCACCGCCGCCGGCAGCGCGUCCGAGAGGCCGGAGCCGCGCCGGACGGCGGACCGCGGCGCCGGCGGCCGGCCGCGCCCGCCACACCUCCUCCAGUAGCUGCAACGAGAACCUGGACCCCGAGCCGACGGAGGGUUUCACCAGCCUGAAGCCGGGCGCGGCGGCGGUGGCGGCGGCGGCCGCGGCGGCCGAGGAGCAGCUGAUCACGGCGGCUGCUCCGCCGCGGCUGCCGCUGCAGCAGGUGGCCCCCGCCCAGCACAACACCACCACGCUGUUCUCGCCGCCCGUGUACCCGCUGGCCGGCGAGGUCACCGCGCUCAGCUCACAGUAUGGCUGUCGGCCGUCUGAUGAGCGCGGCGGUCCGGCGGAGGGCACCGACCCGUCGCUGUGGUCGGCACCCGAGCCGAUGGCGCUGGUGCCAGCAGAGGGCAGUGAGGAGCUGAACCUGUACGCGCCGGCCGAGUCCUCUGACGGCGAGCAGUGGCAGCAGGCGGAGGACGAGGCGGCCGCCGAGGUGUGGGACCAGUUCAACACCUACUACUUCAUCAAACACCUGCCGCCGCUGACGCCCGAGAUGCGCGCCCGACACCCGGCGCUGCCGCUGAAAACCAGGAGCAGCCCCCAGUUCACACUGGUGCUCGACCUGGACGAGACUCUGGUGCACUGUAGCCUGCAGGCGAUGGAGGACGCCUCGUUCAGCUUCCCGGUGCCGUUCCAAGGCGUCACCUACCAGGUGUUUGUGCGCACGCGGCCCUUCUUCCGAGAGUUCCUCGACCACGUGUCCAGCAUGUUCGAGAUCAUCCUGUUCACCGCCUCCAAAAAGGUUUACGCCGACAAGCUGGUGGACCUGCUGGACCCACAUCGGCGCUACAUCAAGUACCGUCUGUUCCGCGACCACUGUGUAUGUGUGCACGGCAACUACAUCAAAGAUCUCAGCAUCCUGGGCAGGGACCUGUCGCGUACCAUCAUCGUCGACAACUCGCCGCAGGCCUUCGGCUACCAGUUCGAGAAUGGGAUUCCGAUCGAGAGCUGGUUCAUCGAUAAACAAGACAGGGAACUUCUUAAGCUGAUACCGUUUUUAGAGCAUCUACACUCAUUGAACGAGGACGUCCGGCCGCACAUCCGGGACAAGUACCAGCUGCACGCGCUGCUGCCGCCCGACUAGCGCCGCCGCCGCCGUCUGCCGUCUGCUGACCGACCCACCUGCCUGCACGGCGCCGCGCCGCGCCGGGAGAGAGUCCGAGAGUGAGAGAGAGGGACAGCGCGCCACCGCUCUGUUUUGUCACAUGUACAAAACAUGUGACAUGUUUUGUCACAUGUUGGUGCGUCGUUGUUGGUUGUUUGGUCGGCGCCGCCCGGGCGCUACUGAGGAGUCUGGUGGGCGCAAAGCGGGCGCCGCGACAGGAGCGGUAUGUGUGCGGUCACCGGUCCCCGCGCGCACCUCCGUCGGACGCCCUCACCAUACCCAGUGCACGCGCAGAGGACGCCCGUGGCCGCGCCGCCACUCUGACAUUGUUGGCGCACGUUCGAACACUUGUACAAUAUUUUAGCAAAUAAAGAGGACGAUUUUAUCGCUGUUGGCACUGACCAAGUGCGGAGCCUUGUAUCCAACCGACUGAGGUUACAGUGCUCGUCUGUGUGAAUGAAUCGCUGCGAUGUUUAAUAUUAUGGAAAUGCUCCGAG
Messenger RNA from Amphibalanus amphitrite, 2093 nucleotides. Its product is annotated as CTD small phosphatase-like protein 2. The transcript has 8 exons. Bases 286 to 1575 code for a protein of 429 amino acids. The record is from RefSeq and is a predicted model, not a curated record. NCBI's taxonomy places the organism in Eukaryota, Metazoa, Arthropoda, Thecostraca, Balanomorpha, Balanidae. Gene Ontology annotation, molecular function: phosphoprotein phosphatase activity.